Molecule: messenger RNA, 881 nt
Organism: Solanum verrucosum
Lineage: Eukaryota; Viridiplantae; Streptophyta; Magnoliopsida; Solanales; Solanaceae
Product: cucumber peeling cupredoxin-like
Exons: 2
Coding region: 60-707 (215 amino acids)
Cellular component (GO): plasma membrane
Molecular function (GO): electron transfer activity
Source: RefSeq, a predicted model, not a curated record
CACAUUUAUUUUUCAGAUCGUCAAACGUUAGUAGUAACAACUCUGCCCAUUGUUUCCACAUGACCAUGGCGGUGGUUGAUUCCAUGGUCUUCCUUUUCCUGUUACCGGUGGCUCUGUUCUUUAACUCGGCAGCUUCACAGUCAACCGGAUAUACAAACCAUACUGUUGGUGGUUCAGCUGGUUGGUUCUUUGACGUCAACACUCAAAAGGCUUCUGCUGAUUACUCUGCUUGGGCUGCUAAACAGACCUUUAAUCUUGGUGACACUUUGGUAUUCAAUACAAACACCAACCAGACAGUUAUUCAAACUUACAAUGCAACCACAUAUAGGAACUGCACCGCGGAUUAUGCUUCAGAUGAUGACACAUUUCAGUAUCAAGGAGGCAGCAAUGAAUUUGGUAAAGCGAUGACAAUCACUGUUUCAUUGACCCUCGAGGGCCAACAAUACUAUUUCUCUGAAGCUGAUGAUGGGAGUCAGUGCCUGAAUGGCAUGGCAUUCGAUAUCAAAGUGAGGCAUGGCAUGGGACUUCCUCCGAGCCUCAACCAACCACCUCCUCCACCCUAUGUGGAACCGCCAUCCACAGUCGAAGAUGCUGAGUCACCACCUAUCACCGUGGUAACCAGCAGCCCUAACGGUGGUGUGAGGAGCAGUGCUAGACUCUUCUUGGCAGUUUUUGUACUUGUGAUGUUGGUGUUGCAUUUGGUCUAAGGUGGAAAACUAUACUUCCUAGUUCCAAGACAGAUUUGAAAGUUGGAGCUAUCCAUAUAUUUAUUGCUUAGAAAUGAGAGAAAGAAAGGAGUUAAUUCAAAUUAUUACAGGUUUUUGUAUUGUAGUAACAUAUUUAUCUAUCACAUUUUUCAUUCAAUUGUCCUGUAUUUACCA